AUGGACCUUCCAGAUUGCCCUCCAGGGGCAGAAGGGUAUGAGGACACGGUCACUGAAGUACCUAGGAAACCAGAAUUAGAGGACUCGUCUUGUACUAAGGCGGAGUUGGAGUUUCAAGAGCAUCUGAACAGUUUGAAGAUCAACCUUGAAGAUGGCAGCACACGGUGCAUGGUGGAGCGGCGCGAGCGCGACAUAUCGGGCAAGUGGAUGUACCUGUGCUACCCGUGCACUGCUGUCUGUAGCGGGGAGACCAUCCUACAGACUCAUCUAUCGGGGAAGAAACACAAGGCUAAGCUGACAAUGCGAAACGUUUGGCCACUGAACAUCUUUGUGGACCCUCCAUCCAAUAACAGUUCUAGCAAGCCGAGCCAAUCGGAGAAAGCUAUGCAGAAGUUGGCGGUGGAGUCAGAUAUCCAUAACAAGUAUAACAAAUACAGGAACAUUACUUGCCACAUUCAAGAUUCUCUCGACGCCGUUAAGGCUCCGCUGCUGGGCCUAGAGUACCUGAUCGAGCACCCACCGGAGCAGGCUCACUACGAGCCCUCGUACAUCUGUACGCUCUGCUCCAAGUACGGACAUCCGCGGACUAUCAUCAACCACAUGACCUGCUUCUGGCAUCGCCACAAUUACCUCGUACGUCACUACACGAAAGCGAGUGCUCUGUUGGCCCCGUACCGCAUCCAGCCUCGGUACCGCGUGGGAGUCCAACUGAUUAUGAACCGACUAGCGCAGCUUAUCGAGGACAAGUACGGCAGGAUGAGACCCGUCAACAUCGAGAAAGAAGAAUAUGAAAAGAACAAGGAACAGAUCCAUCAGUGGGUGUUUCAAGGACAUCAUUUCUCUGAGAAGGAUGGCCCGGCGUUCACAGAAGUAGUUGACAUCGGACUGUUGGACACACUGCACAAAUCUGGCGAUGAAAAGAAAAGCUCAAAGCCAUCCAAAAGUUCGAAAGAGCCAUCUCCACCCAUAGUAGCGGCGCCGUCAAAGCCAUUAUUCAAUAAUUUCUCGCGGCCGCCGGGUCGGCAGGAGCGGCGCGCGGGCUCCGUCAACUCGCUCUCCGACAUCAGCGACGAGGCAGACUACGACGCGCGACGACACGCCUCCAAACCUGGUCCAUCUUCCAAGGAGAGGCACGCCAAUCUCAGUAAGUCGCGCUACGAGCCCUACCCAGACAGGCGCAAUCUCUCGCCGGGACGCAGGACUGCCACGCGGACGCAAGAGGGCUUGCCUCCGGAGAAGAAAUCACGUCCUCCAAACUACGAGUACAAGGUGAAACUAGCUGAAGAGAAGCGGCUCAUGAUGGAGGAUUCAGCGAACAAGACGUUAGCCUACCAUGAGAAGAACCCGGAGAAACACCCGCUGUACCCUGAGGAGUGGAAGAAGUUCUGGAACAGGCGCUACAAGGAGAUACAGGCUGAGGGCAAGGACCCAUCGAAGCACGACUUCAAGCCGGAGUGGAUAGUGUUCUGGACAGCGCGCAUGAAGGAGCUGCACGAGGAAGAACUGCGCGUGCGAGUCAACGAGAUCUACCGCCGCAUGUGUCUGUCUCCACCAGAUAUGAACAAGAGAUCCCCCGACAGGUUACACAAGAAGUCUCCGUCUCCGCAUCGCAAAUCUCCCGAGCCUCGGCGUCGCUCUCCGGAACCCCGGCGGCGCUCUCCGGAGCGCCACCGAGUGGACAGGCCGGAGCGACACGACCGACACGACUACGACCGCCGCGGCCGCGAGCCUCUGCCACGACGACGCACCCCUGAACACCGCCGAACACGACGAUCCCCAUUGCCCGUACGCCGGUCGCCGGGUCGGCGUCGGUCACCGGAACGUCGCCGCUCACCACUGCCGUAUCACAAACGUACUCGCUCUAGAAGCCCUUUCCCAAGACGCGGGCGCAGCCGCAGCAGCCGCAGCCCGCUGUCGCAGCGCGAGCCGCAGCGCAACCGCAGCCCCGACACGCGCCACGCGCUCGCCGCGCAGCCGCCGCCCUCCAUGCAGACUGUGCUCAUCUCCGAUGACGAUCUCAAACCUGACGAUAUCUCACCAUGGAACUCUGACAACGACAUCGAGUCCGUGGCGUCGGUGUCGGAGCUGCGCCCGGGUCAGUCUCGCGCGGGCAGCUCGUCCCGCGGGUCCAGGCCUCCGCCCCCGCGGCGGCGUCUGUCCAGCUCCGCCAGUAGGACUGCACCCCCCGCCACCGACGGAGACAACGUCGUGGCCACACUACGCCAACUCGUCGCACUCGAAGAUUAUCUCGGUAGCCUGGGACCUCGUAUCGUGGACUUAUUAGCCGAGGCCCUCAAGAUGGAAAAGGAAAAAGCGAACUCUUCGGAGGCGUUGUUGGACAGCGAGAAGGCAGUCGUGUUGAUAGAGACUGCCAAGGAGAAGCUGAAGGGCGCCGUGCAGGCCGGCCUCGUCGCGCCCGCCGCCGCCGCCGCGCUCCGCGCCGCCAUCGUCCGCGCCGCCGCCACGCUGCACGAGGCGGACAAACGGGCCAAGCGAAAGCAGGAAGCACAGAAACCUGUUGAACCGAGCAAACCUGCAGCAGUUCCAGUAGCUGGCGUGGGUGAAGUAGAUCGCGCUCAGAUCGCACAACAGAUGGCUGAAGCUUUGAUAGCUCAGGGCAAAACAGACGUGUCUUCGGAAGACCUUGCCGCACUUGUGGACGCCGUCGUUGGUAUGGCGGAGGCGAAGAAACGAGCUGCCGAAGACGCCAAGAAAGCUACCGCACUAUCGAUCAUGCAACCAACACUUCAGUCAGCGAAGACAUUGACCCCGAAACCCAGUGGAACUGCGUCAGCAUUGCAGUUACUGCAGUCCGCGUAUGAUGAUAACGAAAAGAUGAUGGACCAAAGCAUAUCACAUACACCUGACGCUAUGGAUGGACUGUCAGACUCCGACCUUGAAACGUUACUGAAGAACUUCAACGAGUUGUCGGCGGAGGAGCAGCACAGCCUGAUAGCGUAUCUCAAGAAGAUGGAGACCAAGGAGCCUCAGCGCGUCGAGCGCCUGCGUCAGUACGUGAGUGAUGCGGCCGCCGCCGCGCCCAAGGCCGCGGUCACAGAGCCGCCCGCGCCACAACCCGAGCCGCCUGCGGUGAUAGUCGAGAGCGACGACGAUGACUAUACUGUCGAGGAGGUAUUCCAAUCGGCUACUCAGAAAGUAAAGGAAGAUCAAAUACGACAGGAAAUGGAGAUUGUAAAGAAAUCAUUAGAAGAAACAAAACCAGAGUCUCCAGCUGUAGAGGAACCGGUGAAACUUGAGACUACUCUCGCGGAUCUUACCAAGAGCUUGUCCUCGGCGUCUGACCUAUUCGCAUUGGUACAAGCAAGCUUGAAGUCAACCCCGGCCGCCACACCGGCACCACUGUCGCGCUCUCCGAACGUAGUAGUCAGUAACACACAACCGAGAUCAUUUGGGGACCUGCCGGAAUGUACACCAGCUAUCCAAGAAUCUCCAAAGUCACUAAUGGAAACUGCGCCAGUUAAUACACCAGUGACUUCUUCAUUUAAUUCUCCACAAGCUCAAGGACCGGCAACAGGGCUUCCGUUCCCGAGCCAACAACAAGGAAACCUGUCCCGUCCUCCCAUACACCAGGGACCGCCACAACUGCAGCAACACCGCCCGCAGCAGCAGUUUCACCAGCCUCUGCAGCAAAACUAUCAAUCGCCUCAGCAGCAAAACUAUCAAUCACCUCCACAGCAAAACUACCAAUCACCUCAACAAAACCAACCUCAUUAUAAUCAACAGAAAUACCAAGGUCCCCAACACAAUCAGGGACCACUUAACCAACAACACAAUCUGCAAUCUGUUAAUCAGCAACACAAUGACUUAAACCCCAACAACCAGCAACAUAAUCAGUUAGCUCCUAACCAGCAACACAAUCAACAGUUUCAACAACACGGUCAGCCUCAGCAUCAGCAACAAUACAGGCCGCAACAACAGUAUCAACAGCAACAUAAUUUUAACGACAAUAGAAACAAGUCGACUGAACAUUAUAAUCCACGCCAAUGGAAUCCUCGCCCUAAUAACCCGAUGGAUAACAGAAAUUCGGCUACCAGGGGACCUGCACCUGAUAACGUUGGAUCCAAUGCACCAUACAACCAGGUCCAUAGAAAUAAUUUUAUGAAUGGCAGGGGACAAGAUAAUUACAACUUACGGCAACAAAAUCCUAUUACAAUGAACCAACAGUUUGGAAUGUACGACAAUAAUCAACAUAAUUUCAGAGGUCGGGGCCGCGGUUUCUCAGCACCUAUGAGAGGUCGUGGAAGAGGCUACUAUUAA
Molecule: messenger RNA, 4278 nt
Organism: Spodoptera littoralis (African cotton leafworm)
Lineage: Eukaryota; Metazoa; Arthropoda; Insecta; Lepidoptera; Noctuidae
Source: the annotation of a GenBank genome assembly